Molecule: messenger RNA, 1200 nt
Organism: Fusarium fujikuroi IMI 58289
Lineage: Eukaryota; Fungi; Ascomycota; Sordariomycetes; Hypocreales; Nectriaceae
Exons: 1
Coding region: 1-1200 (399 amino acids)
Source: RefSeq, a predicted model, not a curated record
AUGUCCAGCGACUCGCAAUCGCCAGCAGAGGUCACCGGCCCAACAGCUUUCUGGAUCCUCGCCUCUCUAGCAUCAGCAGCAGCAGCUCAACCAUCAGGCAAUCGAAGAAGAGACAAUGACCUCUUCGGAGGCAACGUCGAUAUUGUUCGCUCUAUCCCAGCCGUCUGUCUCAUCGAUUCAAUCUUUGACUUGUUUGUGCUGGCCCGAGGUAUUUCGAGAUUUUUGUCGUCAGAGAAUUCCACUCAACAGAUUCGUCGCAACUCACCAAAAGCGACUGGCCUGGUCAUCAGAUUGGCCUUGACCAUAUUUACCGUCCUACCGCAGACUAUUAAAGUCUUUAGUCUCCAGGGCGUGCCUGCGACGCAGAUAUGUGCUUUUAUCUUCUUCUUUGCCAAUGUUACCAAACUCCUGGUGUCCAUUUGUGGAUGGGAACCAGAAGGGAACCUCCACGACGAGGAUGAUUCAACUUCAACUGAUGUCCUCUUGUCGUCAUUUCUCCAAGCGCCAUUUGAGUUUUGGAUAUGGUUUAAUAUCAGCCGGCAAGCCUCUUUCAAGCUUUCCACUGGCCUAGAGAAUGUUUGCGACUGGGCCGCGAUGGUCGUGAGCUUCUCCAUGGUAUUGCAGGUCGUCAUAUGGAUUGCGUAUCUAGUCGCGCGACGACGUCUAGACCUCUCGAGAUCAUUGUAUAUAGUACCGAUGCGAGGUUUCUACUUGGUCAUGGUGGUCCUUGGGCUUGCAAGACAGCCUUCUACGAGGAAUCCAUCGCGAGCAACAAUCCAGCCGCCACCGGGGUGGGUGGACAUAUUCAAUUAUAGUUCGGGCUUAAUUAUCUGUACCGCCAUUGUCAGCAUAGCUAUCACCAAGCUACUAGAAUCCAUCGGAACUCUUCUGGCACUUUUGCUGUCUCGUGGUAGCUCGGAAGAUGAACAGAACGAGACAUCGGAAGCGCAAUCCACCUCGGGUGAAGAUGCCGCCGAAGAACAGGAAGACCACCUGUUUGCGGGUCACCCUGGAGCAUGGCUGGGAAGGAUAGGCGUCUUUCCGGAUCGAUUGGUUGUGCGGGGCCUUGCAUUGAACACGACAGCCAGUACGAGCAUUACGCUAACAGUUUUCAACCUUAUCACUACAGUCUUCUACUACCUCGUAUACUUUGAUGGAACAGGGACAGCCAACCCCAGUUGGACAAGCGUCUUGGGUUAG